Syngnathoides biaculeatus (alligator pipefish) is the source of this 716-nucleotide messenger RNA. It is a transcript of the gene rnaseh2c, whose product is annotated as ribonuclease H2, subunit C. The record is from RefSeq and is a predicted model, not a curated record. Bases 140 to 550 code for a protein of 136 amino acids. NCBI's taxonomy places the organism in Eukaryota, Metazoa, Chordata, Actinopteri, Syngnathiformes, Syngnathidae. Gene Ontology annotation, biological process: RNA catabolic process. Gene Ontology annotation, cellular component: ribonuclease H2 complex. The transcript is spliced from 5 exons.
GCAACAUCCAACAAAAUUAUUCGCCAAACUGUCUUUGAGCGGCGAAGAAGAGUUCCUCGUCCAAUCAGAGCCCGAAUGUGGAUAAACCCGGAACUCAACAAGGCGCUCUUUCAAAACUUUGGAAUAAAACGAAACAAGGAUGUCCUGUUACAGCAGUGUGACUCGUGUUGAUGCGACAUCUAUGAGCCAGGCACCUCGAGAACAACUGCACCUCAUCCCCUGUGAGAUUGAACACAAUGGGCCUGCACAGAUCUCACAGUACUUCAUCGCUACCAUAAAGGACCAGAAACAUGAGAAGACCGCUUCAUUUCGGGGUCGUGGGCUCAAGGGUCAGGAUCUCACCUGUCCACAAGGCUACACUGGACUGGUGCUCAAGGAUAUCAAUAAGCCCGGUUUGGAUCAGGAGGACAGGACCCUGAAGGUGACUUCUGUGUUUGACAAGCUGACCUACUGGAACCUCGAGACUCCUCCCAACUCAGACGACGCGGUGGUUAUGGCGAUGGAUUGGCCUGAGCUUGCUGAAGUGAUUCAUGGAGCAGUGGAAGACUGAAGAAAAUCUUGUUUUGAGGAGAAAUAUAGGCAGUAAUACGCAUACAGUAUUUGGAAUAAAAUGUUUUCCGGUUAUUAGACAUAGUCAAAAAAGUGAAUGGUUGUUAAAGAACACCUGUGUGGUUUGUACAUAUUUUUUAAUUAAAUAAAAUGCUACAACUAUAUAA